Molecule: messenger RNA, 810 nt
Organism: Fusarium subglutinans
Lineage: Eukaryota; Fungi; Ascomycota; Sordariomycetes; Hypocreales; Nectriaceae
Product: 3-oxoadipate enol-lactonase
Exons: 2
Coding region: 1-810 (269 amino acids)
Source: RefSeq, a predicted model, not a curated record
AUGGCUAGCUCUUUGACACUCCCAGACUCCAGAACGCUGGCCUACGCUUUGGACUCCUCACCAAAAGAAGGACCCCUCAUCAUACUGUCAAACUCCCUCACUGCACCUCUAUCAGUAUGGGAUCACGUCGUCAAGGUCCUCAACAGGAAUGGUUAUCGCACUCUACGUUACGAUCAGCCCGGCCAUGGGGGAUCAUCCGCACCAAAAGACCUAAGCCCUACGUUUGACUCUAUGGCCCAAGACGUCCAUCAUCUCCUCAAGAAGCUCGAGAUCAACAAGUUCACCACCAAGUAUCCCAACGUCGUAAGCAAACUCGCCAUCUGCGACACCAUCUCUUCAUCGCCCAUCAACGCCGGCACGGAAGAUGCCUUUGGUCCUCGUGUCGCAGCAGCCCGAGAAGCAGGUAAUCUCGACUCAACUAUCCAAGGCACUCUAGAGCGAUGGUUUGGUAAAGAGUGGCUUGAGAACAACCCUCAGGAAACACAGCGUAUGCGAACUGUCAUGUCUGGAACUACGGUCGAUGGUUUCGAAGCAUGCUGCAACGCAUUGAGAAGCGAGACUUUUGAUCUUCGACCGAGGUUUGCUAAGAUUGGAUCGAGUGUUGAUGAUGCGAUUUGUAUCGUUGGCGAGAAGGAUGCGAAUCUACCGGAGACUAUGAAAGAGAUGAGAGAUAAGAUCCAGGAGGGAUUUGAAGUAGCGGGUAAGAGCAACAAGAUCGAUUUGGUGAUUAUCAAGAAUGCUGGUCAUGUUUCGUUUGUGGAUGGUUUUGAGCAGUUCACCGCUGAGGUGCUGAAGUGGUUGAAAGCUUGA